Zalophus californianus (California sea lion) is the source of this 1175-nucleotide messenger RNA. RefSeq names its product histone H3.1. Gene Ontology annotation, molecular function: protein heterodimerization activity; structural constituent of chromatin; DNA binding. The transcript is spliced from 2 exons. The record is from RefSeq and is a predicted model, not a curated record. Lineage: Eukaryota; Metazoa; Chordata; Mammalia; Carnivora; Otariidae. Gene Ontology annotation, cellular component: nucleosome. Bases 1 to 411 code for a protein of 136 amino acids.
AUGGCUCGCACGAAGCAGACGGCCCGCAAGUCGACCGGCGGCAAGGCCCCGCGCAAGCAGCUGGCCACCAAGGCGGCCCGCAAGAGCGCGCCGGCCACCGGCGGCGUCAAGAAGCCGCACCGCUACCGGCCCGGCACGGUGGCCCUGCGCGAGAUCCGGCGCUACCAGAAGUCCACCGAGCUGCUGAUCCGCAAGCUGCCGUUCCAGCGGCUGGUGCGCGAGAUCGCGCAGGACUUCAAGACCGACCUGCGCUUCCAGAGCUCGGCCGUGAUGGCCCUGCAGGAGGCGUGCGAGGCCUACCUGGUGGGGCUCUUCGAGGACACCAACCUGUGCGCCAUCCACGCCAAGCGCGUCACCAUCAUGCCCAAGGACAUCCAGCUGGCGCGCCGCAUCCGCGGGGAGAGGGCCUGAGCCACACGGUCUGCCCACGCCUUCACAAAGGCUCUUUUCAGAGCCACCCACAUGCACGCUGAAAAGGCCUGUUUCCCUGCUUGCGCUCUGGCUUAUACUUCCCCCUACUUGACCUGUUCGGCUCUGGUGUGCGUCUCAGAACGGCACACAACUUCGUUUAAGCAUACAGGAAGACUACCUGCAAAUUGCAUCGUUUCCUUUCUACUUUGUGAAGCUGAUGGGAAGAAAUUUCUAAGUUACAUGGUACUUUAGAAAUUGUGUAGUAAGAUCACAACUGCUAACUGUUAAACCAUCGACCAUGAUCCUGCUAUUUGCCUUCCUGUAAGUGACUUCAUCGUAAGUAGAACCUGUGAUCUCCACAGCUGGAAUUUAGGAUGGUGCCAAUAUUUUACCAGUUAGAAAUGUCCUAAUACCUUCCAGGAAAAGAAAGUAUUCUGUGUCGUCAGUAAUCUGCCUUCCCCUGGAAGGAAAUGUAGAUGUGAACCCUCCCUCACAAAUCACUCCCCAACACACACUUGAGGCCAUGGUGAUCCACUCUAAGGCCAAAUUCUAACCAGAAUGGUAUUCUUGAGUGUUAAGCAGUGCCUUCCUUUCAUAUGGGCUGGGAAACAGCACCCACAGAAGUCCCUGUCCCCACUGAUCAAUACUCUUGCUGCCCGGGCAGAGCCCCCUCUCCUGGAGAUAAAGCAUGAAAUUGAGUUCUCCAAAUUAGUCUUUUGGUUCUGAUUAUAUGAAGGUUUAUUCAGGAGCAGCAAGUGGUUCUA